UUUAGCUUUCUUCCAUAUACACACACCACCGCCUCUGUCUUCUGAUAAAUAGACCUAAUCGCUCCCCAAGGAAUUCUUCAAACACAACAUUCUCUCGUCCCAGCGUCGCCCUCUGGAUCGGAUUACCUUUCUCCGCUUCAAUUUUCAUUCGACUAUCACAGAUCGCCUCGCUCUCCAUAAUUUUCCGUUCGUCACAUCCCCUUUCUCUCCAUACUUUUCCAUUCAACAAUCCCUGAAUUGUUCGGGUUCUGGCUGAUUUAGAAUUGUUGUUUGAGCGAAGACAGUUUUAGCCUCAAUCAACCUGCCUGAUGGCUUCUUUGGAUAUGACACUUGAUGAUAUGAUAAAGAGCAGACGUAAUAUUGAGAGAAGUCAGAAAAGUCGGGGAGGGGGCAGACCUCAACGUGGAAGAGGGGCCAGUGGAUCAUUUAGAGGUGGAAGACGUGCUGGAGCUCCUCCUGGUCGAGGUGCUCUAGGUGUUAAUGCCAGACCAUCAGCUCACACCAUUGCCAAGUCUUUCCGCAGGGUGAAAAAUUUGCCUUGGCAGAAUGGUUUGUUUGAAGAUAGCCUUAGAGCAGCUGGGGUAUCAUCUGGAUUUGAAAGUGGUACCAAGUUAUAUGUUUCCAACUUGCACCACAGUGUUACCAAUGAAGAUAUAAGGGAACUCUUCUCGGAAAUUGGAGAAUUGGUAAGGUAUGCCAUCCACUAUGACAAGAAUGGCCGCCAAAGUGGUUCUGCUGAGGUUGUUUUUGUGAGAAGAACUGAUGCAAUCCAAGCACUAAAAAAAUACAACAAUGUACAAUUGGAUGGAAAGCCUAUGAAGAUUGAAGUAGUUCCAACCAACCCGCAAGUUCCCUUUUUACCUCUUGUGAAUGUUGUUGGAACGAAGAAUGGGAAGAGGACAGUUGUCAUGAAUAGGGGACAAGGAUACGCAAGGCCUAGAAGAACUGGUGCUCCUCUUGCUACUAACUGGGGUUCUGGGCAAAGAGGCCGAGGUGGAAAUGGUGGUCGUGGCCGAGCUGCAGCUGCUAGUCGUGGCCGAGGUGCUGGGGGUGGUCGUGGACGUGGAGGAGCAAGGAAGAAGGGUGGUGUGGAGAAGUCAGCUGAUGAACUUGACAAGGAGCUGGAUAGCUACCAUGCCAUGCAGACUUGAAUAUCCCACGCUUCGACCACAAAGUCAAACCUCUCUAAUCAGUGGAUCGCCGUCUUUAUAAAUUCAACAACAAUGGUUAUUAGUGUUUUUGUUCUGUGGUGAUUAUUACUGAUUGUUGAUGAAUUGAUUUUGCGAGAAGGAUUCUAGACGUUUGUUUUCUAAUCUUUGCAAAGUAUUAUCAUUAUUCGAACUGGAAUGAUGUGCAUAUUUAAUUAGUUUUCCUAACUCAAGAGUUUGAGUGGUGAGUUUUUAAUCGUUGCUUGUACUCCGUAGUAUAUUAAAGUACUCGCUAGUUCGUGUCCUCAGAAGUCGGAAGGACAUAAUUAUUCACUUAAGCGUUGUGUUGUAAAAUUAUGUUGUUUGUAGUACGAUAUAAUCACACCAAAAUCAUCAAUUA
Messenger RNA from Cuscuta europaea, 1548 nucleotides. NCBI's taxonomy places the organism in Eukaryota, Viridiplantae, Streptophyta, Magnoliopsida, Solanales, Convolvulaceae. The record is from the annotation of a GenBank genome assembly.